GCUGACGCAUGCGCCCUCGCGACCGUGCGAUGCGUUAGCCCCAUGGUGUACCCCGAGGCGUCCCGCUGGGGAGCGCCCGAUACGCUAGCGCCCCUCUACGAUGACGUCUACCGAGCCGACGGAGUGCUGUCAACAGUGAACGUGGUCGAGGCGCUGCAAGAGUUCUGGCAGGUGAAGGCGGCGAGGAAUAGCGGUGCGGCUAGCGGCGGCAGCGGUGCACUCGUCAUCUACGAGUCAGUGCCGGCCGCACAUCCGCCCUACGUGUGCUACGUCACACUGCCGGGGGGUGCUUGCUUCGGCAGCUUUCAGAAUUGCCCCACUAAAGCUGAGGCGCGGCGCAGUGCAGCGAAGAUCGCACUCAUGAACAGCGUGUUCAACGAACAUGAGUCUCGACGUAUAUCAGAGCACUUCAUCGAGAAGGCGGUAGCGGAAGCGCGAGCGUCCUUCGCCGGGGACGCAGCGACGCAUCACCAGGAUCCUAGUGCUGGAAUUGCGGCCUUUAGGUUUAUGCUAGAAGCAAACAAGGGCCGCACGAUGCUGGAAUUCCAGGAACUGAUGACGGUAUUCCAGCUUCUACAUUGGAACGGUUCGCUGCGCGCUAUGCGCGAGCGGCAGUGUUCGAGGCAGGAAGUUGUUGCGCAUUACUCCGCCCGGGCGCUGGACGAUGCGAUGCGUGAACAGAUGGCGCGGGAGUGGGCGUCGAGGGAAAGGGAGGCGGCUGCGACGGGAGCGACGGGCGGAGUGCUGCGGAACGAGCUGGCGCGAGCGGAGCGGGAGCUCCGCGCGGCUCGGCUCGCAGCAAGGGAGCUGCGCUUCCCCAAGGAGAAGCGCGAUAUACUAAUCCUCGCCGCGCGACUCGCCCCGCCGCAGCAGCAACAGUGA
Pararge aegeria (speckled wood butterfly) is the source of this 882-nucleotide messenger RNA. RefSeq names its product protein limb expression 1 homolog (gene lft). NCBI's taxonomy places the organism in Eukaryota, Metazoa, Arthropoda, Insecta, Lepidoptera, Nymphalidae. The transcript is spliced from 4 exons. The record is from RefSeq and is a predicted model, not a curated record. Bases 43 to 882 code for a protein of 279 amino acids. Gene Ontology annotation, cellular component: cytoplasm. Gene Ontology annotation, biological process: autophagosome maturation.